AUGUGUGAUGUUGAAAUGAAUUUAACUCGAGCUUUAUUAAAUCCAAUUGUAUAUGAUAAAUCAGUACGGCCAGCAGUUAGUCAUACUGAUGUAACAAAUAUUUCAUUUGAUCUAUCAUUAGCUCAACUUAUUGAUGUUGACGAAAAAAAUCAAAUUAUUACAACAAAUCAAUGGUUAACUAUGAGUUGGCUUGAUCCAAAACUUACUUGGAAUCCAUUAGAAUGGGAUAAUGUUAGUUUACUUCAUAUUAAAUAUGAUAAAAUUUGGUUACCUGAUAUUGUUUUGUAUAAUAAUGCUGAUAAUCUGGCAUCAUUGAGUCAAAUAUCAACAAAUGUCAUGGUGUCUUCGGAUGGUAUGGUUACAUGGUUAUCAACGGGUAUUUUUAGAAGUUCAUGUGCUGUUGAUGUUCGCUUUUUUCCUUUUGAUGAACAAAAUUGCUCAUUGAAAUUUGCCUCAUGGACUUAUGAUAGUGCUCGAAUCGAUUUAGCACAAAAAACAAAUAUCGGUGAUUUAAGUAAUUUUAUGGCUAAUUCUGAAUGGGAAAUUAUUAAAUUACAUGUGAAAAAAAGUGUUGUCAAAUAUUCUUGUUGCCCAGAAACAUUUCCUGAUUUAACUUAUGUAGUACAAAUGCGUCGUCGUCCAUUGUUUUAUGUAUUUAAUAUGAUACUUCCAUGUUUUCUUAUUACAACUGUUGCUUUUCUUGGUUUUUGUGUUCCAUCUGAUAGUGGUGAAAAAGUACAAAUCGGUGUAACAACUCUUCUUUCAAUGACCGUUUUUCUUAUGCUUGUUACGGAUAGUAUGCCGCCUAAUUCAGAAUCUUUACCCUUAAUUGGUAUUUAUUAUUUUUCUGCAAUUAUAAUUGUAAGUAUAGCAACAGCAAUGUCUGUUGCAUCUCUUAAUCUAUAUCAUCAUGGUAAACAUAAUCCUCAUCCAGUUCCAAAAUGGUUAGCUCGUAUAUUUUUUAUAAUUGUUCCUAAAUUACUCUUUAUGAAAAUUGAACUUCCUACAAAUUGGCAAGUUCGUCGAAGUAGUCUUCUUAAAUGCAUGUCAUCAUCACCAACUAAAACAAAGAAAAAACAAACCAAACAACCACCUAAUAAAUAUUUAGCAAAUAAAUAUGAUUGUACAAAUAAAAAUAAUAUUUUACAGAAUGGUAAAAUGACAUUAUAUGAAGAUUCUGUUGAGAAUGAUCCCACAAUCGCAACAAGUUCAUUGACAUAUUCUGAUAAUCUUCAUUCAUGUGAUUUUUAUACAUCUCCGCCAUUAAUUCUACGUUCGUAUACAUCAUUUCAAUCGUCAACUAAUUCAUCGAAUAAACAACAGCAUCAUCAUCAACAACAGCAACAACAAAAAUUUAAUGAUAAAGAUAAUCAGAAUUAUCUGCAUGAAUCAUCAAAUAGAAUUACGAAUAAUUUAAAAUCAUCUAUUGAUUAUAUUCAUCGUCUUGUUGAACAAAAUGAACGUCGUUAUGAACAACAAGAACAUCUAACAACAGUAGGACAAGAAUGGCAAAUACUAAGUCGAGUUGUUGAUCGUUUACUUGUUUUUGUAUUUUUAGUUAGUAAUAUACUUGUUUUUUUUAUUAUUUUUCGUCAAGCACCACUUUUAAGAUUAAAAUAA
Messenger RNA from Adineta steineri, 1620 nucleotides. Lineage: Eukaryota; Metazoa; Rotifera; Eurotatoria; Adinetida; Adinetidae. The record is from the annotation of a GenBank genome assembly.